CUCAGCGGACACACGGAGAGGUUGUGGCGUGGCCGGGGCCGGAGGCAGAGCCGGCGGCGAGGGGCCGGCGAGCAUGGCUUGGGGCGAGCUCAGCCUCCUCCGCUGGCUGCGGGAGAGUCGGCAGUCGCGGAAACUUAUCCUCCUCAUCGUCUUCAUCGCCCUGCUGCUGGACAACAUGCUGCUCACCGUAGUCGUGCCAAUAAUUCCCAGUUACCUUUACAGCAUCAAACAUGAGAAAAAUGCUACAGAAAGCCAGACUACUAAGCCUAACAUAGUGUCAGCAACGAUGGACAAUUUCCAGAGCAUCUUCUCCUACUAUGACAACUCAACAAUGGUUACUGGAAACGAAUCUGAUAAGACAGGACCCAGAGAGUUGCAUCAUACUCAGACAGAACAAAUGAUAGUAAAUGUGACUCCCACCCCAUCUGACUGCCCUAAGGAAGAUAAGGACCUGCUGAAUGAAAAUGUUCAAGUUGGUCUCUUGUUUGCUUCAAAAGCAACAGUGCAACUAAUCACUAACCCCUUCAUAGGGCCGCUGACAAACAGAAUAGGCUACCAGAUUCCACUGUUUGCUGGCUUCUGCAUCAUGUUUGUGUCAACAAUCAUGUUUGCCUUCUCUGGAAGCUACACGUUACUGUUUAUUGCCAGGUCUCUUCAAGGAGUGGGUUCCUCUUGUUCUUCAGUGGCAGGGAUGGGUAUGCUUGCCAGUGUCUAUACAGAUGAUGAAGAGAGAGGCAACGCCAUGGGAAUUGCACUAGGAGGCCUUGCCAUGGGAGUAUUAGUGGGCCCACCUUUUGGGAGUGUGAUGUAUGAGUUUGUGGGGAAGAGUUCUCCUUUCCUGGUGCUGGCAGCACUAGCUCUGUUGGAUGGAGCUGUUCAGUUAUUUGUUCUGCAGCCAUCCAGAGCACAAGCAGAAAGUCAGAAGGGGACACCGUUACUGACACUUCUGAAGGACCCAUAUAUCAUUAUUGCAGCAGGAUCAAUCUGCUUUGCAAACAUGGCAAUUGCUAUGCUUGAACCAGCACUACCCAUCUGGAUGAUGGAGACCAUGUGUUCCAAAAAGUGGCAACUUGGAGUUGCUUUUCUUCCAGCCAGUAUCUCUUAUCUCAUUGGGACUAAUCUUUUUGGGAUACUUGCCCACAAAAUGGGAAGGUGGCUUUGUGCUUUACUCGGGAUGUUGAUCGUGGGAAUAAGUAUUUUAUGCGUACCAUUCGCUAAAAACAUUUAUGGCCUCAUAGCACCAAAUUUUGGAGUUGGAUUUGCCAUUGGAAUGGUGGACUCCUCCAUGAUGCCAAUUAUGGGCUACCUCGUAGAUCUGCGUCAUGUGUCUGUCUACGGCAGCGUGUACGCAAUAGCUGAUGUUGCCUUUUGCAUGGGCUUUGCCAUAGGUCCGUCUGCCGGUGGGGCCAUCGCAAAGGCCAUUGGGUUUCCGUGGCUCAUGACCAUUAUUGGGAUUGUGGAUAUCCUCUUUGCUCCCUUGUGCUUCUUCCUUCGAAGUCCACCUGCCAAAGAGGAGAAAAUGGCAAUACUCAUGGAUCACAACUGUCCUGUGAAAACAAAAAUGUAUACUCAGAACAACAUCCAAUCCUACCCCAUAGGUGAUGAAGAAGAAUAUGAAAGUGAUGAAUAACAUGAAAAGCCAUAUCACAUGUUUUGGUGUACAAAAUGCAGUCUUUCCUGUGAAACAUCUCAUCCAAAAAUAGGUUUUAGUUGUCUUGUACAUUUAAUAGUGAAAUGGUCAGAAAAACACCAAAGGUAUAUUGUUCCUCACCCAUGGUUAUAAAGCAGACUGCUAACUGCCUUAUAAGGGGGGAAAAGCUUUUCUAGAGGAUUUGUAUAGUGGUAAUCUUUAUUUUGUGUAUUUAAUUUUAUUGGAUAUUAUACUAUUUUUUAUUAAAUGUGCAGUAUAAAUCUGUAUAAACAUGUGAAUUUUAACCUUGUUUUUAAAGUCAACUCACUGACAUAGGAGUUUUCAUAUUUGGAGCCAAGAGCCUUGGGUCUUAUCUAAUUGGAAGGAGAAAAAAACCAAAAAGCAAAGCUCCAAGAAAACCUAUCCCAUUUGCAUCUUUUAAAAUCAUACCCUGGUCAGUACCUUGAGAGGAGCUGAAGGCUGGAAUUCAGAGUGUGGAUGUCACUGUCACUUUCUUUUAUCAUCCUUAGGUUAUAUAUUAGUAAAAUUUAAGACAGUGCUUCUUUGCCAAUUAAGAAAAAAAAGAGUUAUCCCUGAACCACUCAUGGUUUGUUGGAGGAAACAGUAUUUUAAACAGAUUAGUGUACUGCUGUUAGCCAGUACUAUUAUUGAAGUGUUAGUUAGUUAACCAGUUGUGCAAUAUGAACCCCAAAACACACACCGCCAAACAAAGAAGUUAUGAACGUGCCCUGUUCCUCUCUCAAAGGAAACAUAAGAACAGCAUAAAGAUACUUAUAGUAUUUCUAUCUUUUCAAUCUUUUAACACUUUUCAACUUUGUUUUAGAUGCAUAUUAAGUAGCUGGUUAAAAGCUGCAGUAUCACAGCUAUUUAGUCUUAGUAUGUACUGAAAGUAAGCUGAGGAGCAGUUCAGACAAACACCUCUUUUACAUGCAGCUGCAUACACAGCUAGAAAUUUAACAUAUAUUUAUUUUUAAAAAAGGAGUUAAAAUAUCAACGUUGUUUAAAAUACAAGAAACAAAGAGACCUGAUUGUUGCCAGUGUCUCUUCAUGUUUGGGGACACAGCCUAAUAGAGGUGAAGCACUGUAUAAGGUAGUACCUACCUGCACUGAGAAAAACCAGGCUUUGAAAGCAAGCAUUUUGAAACAAUCCCCAUGUCCUUAUCACCCGUGGUGUAUCUUUUCAUUUGUAAAAUUAAAAUCUUUAUGUGCCUUCUUUCAUGUAAUUGCAGAUGCUUUAUGUACUACAGCAUAGAUACUAUGUUUACAUAUAGUUUUGUAAAGCAUAUAUACUAUGGUCAGAAAAUAUGAGAGAUAUAGUGGAUCAGACUUCACCUAUUGCUUUGUCAAUGAUUAUGCAUCAAAAUAAAGUUAUCUGAAAGAAAUCUAUCAUCUAUUGUAAUAA
This is a messenger RNA of Colius striatus (speckled mousebird), 3053 nucleotides long. RefSeq names its product solute carrier family 18 member A2 (gene SLC18A2). Lineage: Eukaryota; Metazoa; Chordata; Aves; Coliiformes; Coliidae. Gene Ontology annotation, molecular function: xenobiotic transmembrane transporter activity; serotonin:sodium:chloride symporter activity. The record is from RefSeq and is a predicted model, not a curated record. Gene Ontology annotation, cellular component: synaptic vesicle membrane; terminal bouton. The transcript is spliced from 16 exons. Gene Ontology annotation, biological process: aminergic neurotransmitter loading into synaptic vesicle; transmembrane transport; xenobiotic transport. The coding region runs from base 74 to 1630 and encodes 518 amino acids.